AUGAUAGAAAACACUCAAAAAUCGAAGCAAUCGUCAUUUUAUUUACACUCAUUUCGAAAUCGUCAUUUAUAUCCAGCUUCUAAUUAUCCAAUAACUCAUUUACUUGAUCGUCUCAAUGUCGAUCAUCUACUCUUAAAUCAAUCGUUAUAUGUUGAACAUUUCAAAUAUACAUUCAUUUUACUAUUAAUAUGUACUUUGACCGGUACAAUUUUCUUUCGAUUACAUAUACAAGUUUAUAACACAAUUCUCGGUCCUUUCUAUUACAAUCAAGAACAAUUUAUUGAAUAUGUAAAUAGAUAUCAACAAGAUCAAUCAUUCUUAUCACGAUUCUGGAAAAUCGAAUAUAUUCAAGUUGAAUUAAAUGAAAAUAAUGUUCAAAAUCCACUUAGUACAUAUGACACUAUUCGACAAUUUUCAGAUCCACGAACACGUCGUAAUCAUAUUGCAACAUACAAACGAAUUAAACGUCCAGCAAUAUAUGUCAAAUUACCUACACAUUCACGAAAACAGUUUCAUGCACGUCAUCGAUUUCAUUUUAAAUCUUAUUCAAUUCGAACACUUCAAUGUAUUAUUAGAAAUCUACCAUCAAGUUCAACAGAUAUAUAUCGAACAUGGAUUGAAAAAUCAGAUUAUAUUCAACAUAUCAAUACAGAAUAUACAAAGAAUUCAACUGAAUUUAAUAAAGCAGUUUUAAUAAAAUGUGGUAUCUUAAUUGGAUAUCUCUAUCGACCGAUGUAUGAAAAAGCUUUCAUUCCAACUAAUGAACAUAAAUUUACAUCUUUUGAUAUAGCUCUAAAUAUGGCAGAAGAGUACUAUUCUUUUUAUAUAUUUCUCAUAUGUGGUUUAAUUUUCAUUGGAUUAUUUCUCAAAUCUUUAUUCUAUUUGAUAUUCUAUUUUUCAAAUAUUGUUCGUAGUCAAUUUUUACAUCGAUUAGGAAUAUUUUCAUUCUCUUUAAAAUUACUUCCAGAUGUACUAGAAGAACUUUGGUUAUUGAAUUUUGACGGGUAUCCUCAUGAACAAUUGUUACAAUUAGAAAGAAUAAUUAAAAAGAGUGAUCAUGUAUUUGGUAAAAAUUUAGCAAUUAUUCAAAAUGAUUAUGAUCACUUAUUUGUUGUUAUAUUGAAAGUGAAUUUAAAUGAAAGAUUGGAUGGUCAUGAUGAAUCAUCACCAUUUAUUAUUUGUCCUGUCACUGAUAUACGAAAAAUAACAUAA
Molecule: messenger RNA, 1212 nt
Organism: Rotaria sp. Silwood1
Lineage: Eukaryota; Metazoa; Rotifera; Eurotatoria; Philodinida; Philodinidae
Source: the annotation of a GenBank genome assembly